This is a messenger RNA of Chanos chanos (milkfish), 1182 nucleotides long. It is a transcript of the gene tmem237a, whose product is annotated as transmembrane protein 237a. The transcript is spliced from 13 exons. Lineage: Eukaryota; Metazoa; Chordata; Actinopteri; Gonorynchiformes; Chanidae. The coding region runs from base 1 to 1182 and encodes 393 amino acids. Gene Ontology annotation, cellular component: ciliary transition zone. The record is from RefSeq and is a predicted model, not a curated record. Gene Ontology annotation, biological process: cilium assembly.
AUGGGCAGAAAACAAGCGCGUGGAGUACCUCCUAUGCCAAGUCAAGACACUGGAGACGAGAUGCCUUCCGCCAAAUCCAAGAGGAGGAAAGUAAAAAAGGAGCUCAAUGAUGUGGAGGAGCCGGAGGCUGGGACAGAAGCCGUCAUUGAGAUGGAAGGUCUGACCAACCGCAGGUCGUCGGACAGCCAAGAACCCCUGACCCCAGAGCUUCCAGACGUUCCUCAACAGAAGAGGAAGAAGAAAAAGAAGGCACACACCCCAGAUCUGGAGGGGGAGCAGCCAGAGCAUGUGAAUGGAGAUGUGCUGGAGCAACAGACGGAUGGAGAAGAGGUCACAAAGAAGUCGAAAAGGAAGAGGAAGUCAAAGAUGACAGAGAGUCAUAAUCCCAAUGAGCUGGGUGUGGAGGAGGAUGACAUCAUUACAGAUGUGCAUGCUCCAGUCUCCCAGCGUUCACUCUUCUCUGCUCCACUGGGACACAGCCAGCCUCUCAGUAAAGUGUUUGUGGAGAGAUCUCGGAGGUUCCAGGCGACAGAGCGGCUGGACCUGGGCCGCCAGGGGGAGCAGUUAGAGGAGUUCAUGGAGGUCAGACCCAUGUGGAGCACCAGAGAUGUUGCCAUGAGGGUGCACAGUGGCUUUAGGGUCAUCGGGCUCUUUUCUCAUGGUUUCCUGGCUGGGUAUGCCGUGUGGAAUAUUAUUGUUGUGUAUGUGUUGGCAGGAGAGCAGUUGACAACCCUGCCUAAUCUCUUACAACAGUAUCACAGACUGGCCUAUCCUGCCCAAUCACUGCUCUACCUACUGCUGGCCAUCAGCACUGUGUCUGCCUUUGACAGGGUGAAUCUAGCCAAGGCCACCAUGGCUUUACAAGGAUUCCUGACCCUCGACCCAGCAGCUCUGGCCUCCUUUUUGUACUUCGCUGCACUGAUCCUGUCUCUCAGUCAGCAGAUGACAAGUGACCGGAUCAACCUGUAUCCCACUGCAAACGAGACGCUUUGGCCACCAGGGUCAGAGCAUCAGAUCCUGCAGCCCUGGAUAGUGGUGAACCUGGUAGUAGCUCUCCUGGUUGGACUUGCCUGGGUGUUUCUGUCCUCUCGGCCUGACAUGGACUACACUGAGGAUUUCCUAAUGGCCAUGGAGGUGGAGGAAUACCCCAGACAUGAUGAGAAGACAGACAUCCCAGCCUGA